Molecule: messenger RNA, 1017 nt
Organism: Sclerotinia borealis F-4128
Lineage: Eukaryota; Fungi; Ascomycota; Leotiomycetes; Helotiales; Sclerotiniaceae
Source: the annotation of a GenBank genome assembly
AUGAGUUCGCAACGAUAUGAGAGGGUAUCUGCGAAUGAUGAUACCCCUCCGACACCUACAUCCCCUCCACCAUCCUUCCGAUCGCGAACCUCUUCUCCUUCUUCACGACACCACAUAGCGCCCGUCGAUCAGAAUCUAGCGGAUACAUUUGGUGAUGAUGGAUCUGAUGAUGAGGAUAAUGAUGGAGAUGAUAGACAACGAUUAAUGCGUGGGAAUCCUUCAUCGUCGACGGAAAGGCUGACUACGGAAACGCCGGGUGAUGAGAACCGACCAGCGACUCAGAGGACGGUGACGACACUGCCGACAUUUGUACCACCAACUGGUGGAAGAGUGUAUGGUGGUGGUUCAGGGUCUGAUGGUGUUUUUGCAAAUCUAAGUGCUAAACCUGAGAGAGGCGAGAAACAAGAGGAACAUCCCCCUACAUAUGAACAAGCCGCGGCAGAUGCAGCUCCACCAUAUUGGGAAACCACCAUUCUCGCACCCGGACUUGGUGGGCUAGACGAAGUAUAUGUUGAAGGUCUUCCAGUUGGAUCCUUAUUCUCUUUUGUCUGGAACGGCAUGAUAUCGAUGUCAUUUCAACUCGUCGGUUUCCUCCUCACAUAUCUCUUACAUACUACACACGCCGCCAAGAAUGGUUCUCGUGCUGGUCUCGGAAUUACACUCAUCCAAUAUGGUUUCUACAUGAAAGGCACAGGGAAUGUUGUCACGCCACCAUCAGGUGGGAAUGAUGCAUCAUAUGCUCAACCUCCCGAUCCAAAUAGCCACGAUUUCGACCCAGAUAAGGUUAAUCAAGCCGCGACAGCAGGAAUGGAUUCUGGAAGCGGAGGCAUCUCGGAUAUUGCAAGUAAUGAAUGGUUUGCAUAUGCACUCAUGAUAGUGGGAUGGUUCAUCUUGAUUAGAGCUUUCAGCGAUUUCAUCCGAGCCAGGAGACACGAACAAUUGGUAUUACAAAGUCCAGAUCGAGGAUUAUCAGUGCCGAUAAUUGCGAGUGGUGAGGAGAGUGAGACGGUGGUUUAA